AUGGCGUCAUCAAGGGCUCUGAUUUGUGAAACCGAGGCGUGGGAGGAAUCGAAGGGCCAUGUUGAAGGUAUUAGCAAGACUCAUUUGCGUGAUUCGAUGAGUGAUGUCGACAGAUGCCAAAAGAUGAUGGUGUAUGUGUUCAUUUUGUUUGUUUCUUUUUUUGUCAAAUGUGUUCUUUUCAUUUUUGGUCUAAAUGUGGUUUGA
Molecule: messenger RNA, 204 nt
Organism: Microthlaspi erraticum
Lineage: Eukaryota; Viridiplantae; Streptophyta; Magnoliopsida; Brassicales; Brassicaceae
Source: the annotation of a GenBank genome assembly